This is a messenger RNA of Mycena citricolor, 1412 nucleotides long. The record is from the annotation of a GenBank genome assembly. Lineage: Eukaryota; Fungi; Basidiomycota; Agaricomycetes; Agaricales; Mycenaceae.
GUCGACUGCUCUCGCCUUUCUCUCUCGCUCUGUUCGGCCUUGCGUUCAUGCCACGAGAGCUUCCCGGAUUCUUCUUUGAUGCAGAAAGAAACCGAUAUUUCCCCCUUGCUUCUCGGGCGUCAAAUCAGACUGCGCAAUCCGCCAAGGGAGUGGUGCAACAAGCUGCCAGACAUGAUGCACGCGCGGGUCCUUCUCAUAGGAUCGCGUCUACCAAUGAGCGCGUGCGAUCGCUUCACGACUUCCCGGCGGCCCUGAAAGCAUUCUCAAUGAGUCGAAACUCGCAGCAACGCCUGAAGGCCGCAGAUGACAUGUUCUUUGCGCGUCUGGCUUGUACGUCUCGAGAACCGUACAGUGAGCCUAUCCACUGGCCGUUUCACUCCACUUCAAGCAUCGGGAGAAGGGUCUGUGCGUUUAGAACCGGCCCCACUCGACAAUGGCUGGGUGACUCGCAGGGAUGGCUUUACAGUCGAAGGAUAGGCGAUGUCAACUUCGAAGAGGAUGACCUUUCGGACGCUGUGUUGCAUGCCUGGGUGCCUGAACUCUGCCUGGCUCCUGGCUCUGAAAUCUCCGCUCUCUGUAGCAAUCCCGCUCGCUGUGUUGCUAUCUGCUUCGGGCCGCAGACGAAAAUCUGCGUGCAAGAGUCGGAACUACCAGAUCGCACCGCCAUUUUCAAUGUGUCGACAGUCCGUGAUGUACGGGCGGCCAGUCUCGAUGCCUCUGGCGCGUCUCUUCUCAUGGGUGCUGCAGGCCGCACGGUGUUCAUUCCAUCGCUGGAUCAUUGUGGAAGUCGCUCUGGUUCCGUGAACACAUUACGCAGUCCGGGAGGAAGCGAUGUCUUCGCUGUGACUUUCGGUCACGAGCUUGACACCCACCUGGUUUACUCUGGAACCCGGUCUGGAUGCGUGCUGCGCUUUGAUACUCGGGCUGCACCCACUUCCGGGAAAAGAGGCGACACAAGAAUCCUCAUCGAAAGCACCACGAAAUGGGAUGGAAAUCGUGUGCAGGUGGCCCGGAGCUCUGUUGUGUCUUUGACGUCGCUGCGGGACGGCCAGGCUGUCGUCGCCGGGUUCCUAGACGGCCGGAUGGGAUUAUACGAUCUUAGAUUUCUUAAACCAGAGGCUGUCCCAGUCGUCCAGUACGCCGAGAAUGCGAACUCUGUCUCUGCGCGAUUGGGCGUUUGUGUCGAUGCCUCGGAACGCACACUCUUCUCGGCAGGCGAGGACUGUCGACUGCGUGGGUGGGAACUAUGGAGUGGAGCUGCUCUCCAUACUCUUGCGAAUUCGCAGCCGUCGACACACAGCCCAUUCCGUGUUCCUUUCAAUUCACCGUUGAUAACGCUGCAGUCGAUGGAAAACGGCGCCCUAUGGGGUGCUACUCAAGGGUCCUUGUGGAGAUGGCAAAUGGGUGUGUAA